Messenger RNA from Rosa rugosa (rugosa rose), 696 nucleotides. Its product is annotated as umecyanin-like. The record is from RefSeq and is a predicted model, not a curated record. Gene Ontology annotation, molecular function: electron transfer activity. NCBI's taxonomy places the organism in Eukaryota, Viridiplantae, Streptophyta, Magnoliopsida, Rosales, Rosaceae. The transcript is spliced from 2 exons. Gene Ontology annotation, cellular component: plasma membrane. Bases 50 to 553 code for a protein of 167 amino acids.
ACUACUACUACUACUACUACUGCAACAACAGCGGAGGAUUACGAUCGAGAUGAAAACCAUGAACAUGAUAGUUGUUGUUCUCGCAAUGGCAGUAGUAUUGUUACAUGGAGCAGAAGCUGUACUAUACACAGUUGGAGACGACUUGGGUUGGGCUAUUCCUCCUGGUGGCGCUGCUACUUAUGCUGCAUGGGCUGCCGAGCAUAGCUUUGUAGUCAACGAUGAGCUAGAGUUCGACUUUGCAGUAGGUGAACAAGACUUGGCCUUAGUAACCAAGGAUGAUUACGACAGUUGUAACACGGCGGAUCCCUUGUUGCUAUUCCAGGAGGCAGUUACACUUCAGUUUAUCGCAAGCGACACAUUUUAUUUCACCUCCACCUUGGCCGGGCACUGCACCAAAGGCCAAAAGAUUGCCAUUUACAUCGGCGCUGCCCUGCCUCCUAGUCCCAGUCCGGUUCCCAGUCCAACUCCAUGUCCUUCUUCAUCAAGUGCUGAUGACGCCCUAACGGUAACGGCCAAAUUUGUGUCUCACAAGAUCAUGGCCAAAGGAAACUAGUUUCUGCUUGUAACGAUCCAUAUAUGGAGAGUAAAUGAAAUUGAAUAAUAAAUACACUUUGUACCAUGUGUCCAUUGUGUCAUGUGAUGUAAUCUGAAAAUGUCAAUAAGAUGAUGAUUAAACACGAAAAUUAUGUUUGAUUA